AUGCAACAGAGUUUGGCUAAAAUCGAUAAUCAGGAGCGCCAGCAAAGUGAAAGAAACCAAGAUGAGCCUGAGGAGAAUGUAGAGGAGACGUCUUCUAUUCAGGGGCAACAGUAUAACAGACAAAUUCCAGCAUUCUGA
Molecule: messenger RNA, 138 nt
Organism: Caenorhabditis briggsae
Lineage: Eukaryota; Metazoa; Nematoda; Chromadorea; Rhabditida; Rhabditidae
Exons: 2
Coding region: 1-138 (45 amino acids)
Source: RefSeq, a predicted model, not a curated record